Molecule: messenger RNA, 339 nt
Organism: Durusdinium trenchii
Lineage: Eukaryota; Dinophyceae; Suessiales; Symbiodiniaceae
Source: the annotation of a GenBank genome assembly
AUGCUGAAUGCUGUUCUCCGCAGCUGUGUCUUCGCGUCUUCGAGAAUUGGCCGCUCAUCGAUCCUCAUCGGCCGAAUGCAGCGGAUCCCAGUGCUUCCUCUUGGGAGGCGCUCCUUUACCUCAAUCCCGGGCACCUUCACCGGUCGCCACCCGCCCACCUCGGCUGUAUCGGUCGCUUUGCGGCCAUGGCGGAGCCGGUGGAGCGCAGGGCGGGCGAUGUCGGUGUCCCCGAGGGUGGACCUGCUCAUCGUCUUCUUCGUCUUCAGCCAGCUUCGUGCAGCACAGGCGCAAGCGCAGGACGUUGCAGAUCAUGCUCUUCCGAGUCAAGAAGGUUUGUGA